This is a messenger RNA of Vombatus ursinus (common wombat), 3375 nucleotides long. It is a transcript of the gene E2F1, whose product is annotated as E2F transcription factor 1. The transcript is spliced from 7 exons. Bases 1 to 1314 code for a protein of 437 amino acids. Gene Ontology annotation, biological process: regulation of transcription by RNA polymerase II; G1/S transition of mitotic cell cycle. Gene Ontology annotation, cellular component: Rb-E2F complex. Gene Ontology annotation, molecular function: RNA polymerase II cis-regulatory region sequence-specific DNA binding; DNA-binding transcription factor activity, RNA polymerase II-specific; protein dimerization activity. The record is from RefSeq and is a predicted model, not a curated record. Lineage: Eukaryota; Metazoa; Chordata; Mammalia; Diprotodontia; Vombatidae.
AUGGCCCUGGACGGCAGCGGCGGCGGUGGCGGCACGUGUGUGGCGGAGCUGCAGGCCCUGCUGGGGGCUGGGGGGCUUCAGCUGCUGGAGCAGCAGAUCGUCAUCAUCUCCACCCAGGACGAAGGCUCGCUCAGCGCCGCCGCCGUCCCCGUCACCGCCGAGGGGCCCCGAGAGGCCGAGUUGCUGCUGUUCGCUACGCCCCAGGCGCCCCGGCCUGGAGCCAGCGGACCCAGGCCUGCCCUGGGCCGGCCUCCGGUGAAAAGGAAACUGGACUUGGAAACAGACCAUCAGUACAUAGCUGAAGGCAGCCAGCCAGCCCGGGCCAGGCCUAGACCCCCUGGCAAAGGUGUGAAGUCCCCAGGGGAGAAGUCUCGCUAUGAGACCUCACUGAACUUGACCACCAAACGCUUCCUGGAGUUGCUGAACCAGUCUACAGAUGGUGUGGUGGACCUGAACUGGGCAGCGGAGGUGCUGAAGGUGCAGAAACGGCGCAUCUAUGACAUCACCAAUGUGCUCGAAGGCAUCCAGCUUAUCACCAAGAAGUCCAAGAACCACAUCCAGUGGCUGGGGAACCAUUCCAUAGCCGUUAACACCAGCAAGCACCAGAUGCUGGCCAAGGACUUGCAUCAUCUCCAGGAGGCUGAGAGGCAGCUGGAUGACCUGAUCCAGAUGUGCACUGUUCAGCUCAAACUGCUCACUGAAGAUGCCGACAAUCAGCACUUAGCCUAUGUGACCUGCCAAGACCUACGCAGUAUAGCAGACCCUGCAGAGCAGAUGGUAAUGGUGAUUAAGGCCCCGCCAGAGACACAGCUGCAGGCGGCAGACCCAGCAGAGGCGUACCAGAUCUCUCUGAAAAGCAGCCGAGGGCCCAUCGAUGUGUUCCUGUGCCCUGAGGAAAGCGCUGAUGUGUGCAGUCCGGUGAAGAGUCCCUGUAAAGUGCCUCCUGAGGAGACUGGCCUCAGUCUGGAGCCCACCCCUCCAGCACAGCCGCCACCACCCCCUGCCAGCCCCCUCAUAACCUCAGCACAGGAAGGCACCUUGCCCCUGCUUGCCAGUGAGCAAGAACACCUCCUGUCCCGGGCAAGCCCAGCAUCCCUCAGAGCCUCAGCAGAAGAUGUACGCCUGUCCCCACUAGUGUCUGUGGACAGCCUCCUGGAGCAGGUGAAGGAGGAUUUCUCCAGUCUCCUGCCAGAUGAGUUCAUCAGCCUCUCCCCUCCUCAGGGCCAGGACUAUCACUUUGGCCUGGAGGAAGGAGAGGGCAUCAGGGAACUCUUUGACUGUGACUUUGGGGACUUUACCCCCCUGGAUUUCUGACACAAAGCAACAGGAAGCUCCCCAGGCCCAAGAAUAGGUCAAGGGGCUCAGAGUGUAGAGGGAGACAUCACAGUGACAGGGAGGAUGACUGGAGUCAUCUGAAAAGGGUCAGAAUCCUGGUGAGGCUUGGCUGCCAGAUGGGUGUCCUUGUGUAUGGAGGGAAGCAUGUGAGGCAGUCAGGCUGGGAUCCCUUAACUAGGCCAUUACUGAGGCCAUUAUCAGCUUUCCCUUCCUACAUGCUUGGAGAUCCUCAAAGCUGCUGUAACCCCAGGCCCAUCUCCCUCUCCCCCACCUCAUCCUUUCUAUGACUUCCCAGGAGGGGAUCCAGAGAUCCCUGCCAGGCAGUCUACCCCAAUGAUCUCAUUUUGUCACAAAAGCCACCUAAUUUAUUUCCCCUUUCUCUGGUCCCCUCUCCCCCCCUACCCAUGCCUGGUCUCCUCCAUGGGCUGGAGUUCUCCCCUCUAGGGAGUCAGAGGACCCAGUGAAUGCCCUGGGAGGGAACAAGCCAGCAGUGGGUGUGGGUGCUUGUGUGUGAUGGGAGCGUUAAGUGCACUUUUGCUCAUCUUCUCUAUAUAUAGGUCUUAGAGACCACUGGUCCUUCCCAGGACCCAAGUCCUAGACCCCUCCUCAGAGCCUUGCCUGUGCUCAGAGGUCAGGGGGUGAGGGCUUGUGUGGCCUCCUCCCAGGAGUCCUUCCCCCAACCAACCAGCCAGCUGGUGCAGGGUAGAAGGCUGCCGCGCCUUUCUGGGGGCCCAGGCUGCAUGGAGAGAGCACUUUUGUCGUCUUAAAAGGUUAUUUGUUGCAAAGCUUUACUAAAACGCAGUGUGUGCAAACUUAUUUAUUUAUUGAAGUUGGCCAUGGCCGGCCCCCACUUCCCAGGUGGAAUGGGAGCUGGGGAACCAGCAUCGCUGGGGGGGGCAGAGGCCCACAUGGCUCAUGCGUGUCCAUUUGGGCCCAAAGGAAGAGGUAGAGGGACGGCCAGUCAGGAAGGAAGAGGGGCCAGGCUAGGUCCAAAAGGGGUUCAUCCCUUUACCCUUGGUCACCUGGGUAGAAAUAUUUCAAAGUCUGAUUUUAUUUAUUUAUAAAUAAAGGAAGGAAAGAGUUAUAGGCCAGGAGCAAAGAGAGACUAUAGGAGAAGUAGUAUAGGUCAGUGAAAGGAGGAGGACAGAGGGAAUUGGCUGCACUGAGAAACUGGUCAGCUUUCUAAGGCAGGAUCGGGAGCUGCAGCUGGAGGCUGGGCUGUUGGGGCCUGGGUACAAUGGGGAAGUCAGCGUGGGCCCCAGGGUUAGAGCAGAGGUUGUCAAAGUUUGGUGGAGGAAGCAGUGACACAGUAAGAGAAGCCUGUGUUCGUAGACAGGAGAGUCAAAGAAGUGACUCUUCUGGGGUGGGAUAGAGGGAUCUUGCUCUCUUGUCCCACCCCUACCAUGUGAUGUUGAGAGUUAAGUUAGCACGGGCCUAAAGCAGUCUCAGGUCCAUACUCUGCUUCUGGCCUAAAGCCUGACUUGGGCUAUUUUUUUUUUUUUUUUUGGAGGGAGGGCUGGAGAGAGAGAAGGAGGUAUAGUCUCUGUCCCCAAGUUCUCUGCUGCCUCUGCCCUGGACUGGUGUGUACCAGCCUCUGAGGAUGCAGCCCCCAUCACUGAGGCCUAACCAAACUCCUCUGUGGGGUUCAGGGCACAGUCUUCCCUCUCCUCCCCUUACCUUCCCAUAUUCCCCAUCACCAUUUGGUUGGUGGGAGGGGAAAGGACCCUGUCUGGGUUGACCAGGGCCUGCUUGGGGUGGGGUUCUCUUUAGGCAGGGCAAGAAAGAGGAGAUAAUGGAGAAGGAGGAGUCAGACUAUCUAAAACAAAAGGAGGAAGUUUCAGGGGCAGAUCCUUGCUUGCCUACCUCUUGCCAGUCCUCUCAGCUCCCUAUUCAACUGGAGGAGGCUUAGGUUUAGGGUCUGUGGGGGCAGGGGCAGCACAUUUGGUGCCAGCUUUUUGUCUUUGGGGGGGUGGGCCAGCUGCUUAUAGGACCCAGUCCUCUUCCCAGCCACAGAUUUGCCUUUCAGACUCAUUAUCUUAU